AUGUCUUCUGUCCAGACGAAAACGCAGCCCAGACAGCCGUGGGCCGCCGCGAUCGCUGCGAAGCCGCCAGCACGGACGGCCAAACCGGCGCCCAAGACACAGGCCGCCGCAUACGUCCCCGUCAACAACUUCAACGGCCAGCAACUGCAGGCCGCCCUGGCCGCCAAGUUCAAGGAGAUAGAGGCACAGGUGGGCCCCGGCGGCGUCUACCAGGGGACGCCGGCAUGGACGACGAAAAACAAGAAGCGCAAGGGCCUCGACGUGCUGGCCGAGCUCUCGAAGAGCAUCGAGUCGUGA
Molecule: messenger RNA, 297 nt
Organism: Ogataea haglerorum
Lineage: Eukaryota; Fungi; Ascomycota; Pichiomycetes; Pichiales; Pichiaceae
Exons: 1
Coding region: 1-297 (98 amino acids)
Source: RefSeq, a predicted model, not a curated record